AUGGCAGUUCGUAUGUUCAAUAACUCAGGCUUGAUCAAGAAAGGAAUAGGCAAACAUUGUGACGGAAAUCCAUUUUCACGUAAGAACAUUAAUCUAAUGAACCUGGUAUCUAAUAUGGAGGUACCAGAAAAUGCAAAGGACGACAUCCUUCUCAGAGAUGAAAAGGGGACAGAGAAAUUUGAAGAAUUUGUGUCUGAGCGGGUUGUUGCAUCCACAGCAAAGAUGUCGAUUUGGGAUCCAAUGAAGAAAAUCAAGCCGAAGACCUUUACUACAUGCAGGAAGAAGACACAAUGCAAA
This is a messenger RNA of Paramuricea clavata, 297 nucleotides long. The record is from the annotation of a GenBank genome assembly. Lineage: Eukaryota; Metazoa; Cnidaria; Anthozoa; Malacalcyonacea; Plexauridae.